AUGGAAUUGAACGUUCAAGGACCAAGACCGGUCAACACGGCGCCUACCACCACCCUUGACAUCGACGGAGAGUCUGCUUCUUCAACCAAGUCUACGAACAGAGAAGCCCACGCGAUCAACGGAUCGCUCAAACCUCAUCCUCCCAAACCAUCCCUCAAUCCGCAAACACCCGCAUCAACCACGCCCACACCUCUCGGCACCCUAUCCGUCCUACCUCGUGAGCUACGGGAUGAAAUCUACAGCCACGUAUGCGAGCGAGAAUACGAUUUCGGCCGCUUUUCGGACAGACUACACAGGAAGUGGCAUUCCGACGGAAACACGGACCUGCCAAUGCUAACAUUGUCAAAAACCAUACGUGAAGAACUCCUCGCCGUCCUCCAUGCCGAAGCCGUGUUCAGCAUCCGCAGCGCGCGCUACUUUCAGAACAAAGCAUGGACGCGCAACGACAUCCCAUUCAUCGAUCACAUCCAGCGAGUGGGACUGUCGACCGCGGUAUGCGCAUUGAGCGAUGAACACUGCAACGAAUCCAUGCUGGAUCCUCGCGAAGCAAACGAACAAUUGUCCAAGAUGAGAGCAGAGCCCACUUCGUUCUUCGCCGGGACAGAAGUGCCGAGGAAGACCUGCGUUAUCGAAUUCAUACUCUGCACGCCAAAAACGAUGCUGAUACGUCAAUCACCUCUUUUCGAUGCCAUCAAGCACCUGACAGGCUUCAAGACCGUGACGUUGAAGAUUUCGUCAAUCAGGGAGCAUUGGGGGCCACAAGAUGCAUUGAUCUACAUCGGGGAAGAUCCCUCAUUCAUGGAUCACGCUGUAGGCUUUGCCGCCAUUAUCGAUGCAAUAGGGAGUGCGCUCGAGCCAUCACUUGGUCCCAACGUCAUCAGCGAAGCAAUUGUCCUUCAAGGUAUUGGUUGGAAGAUUACGUUUCAUCCGCGAGAUUACCUAUCCAAGCAGGAGAAGCCAGAGGCUGGAUCUGGCGCUCAAUUGGAAGAGGCGGCAGAUACUUUGACCGCGCUUGAAAAGUAA
This is a messenger RNA of Letharia lupina, 1023 nucleotides long. RefSeq lists its product as uncharacterized. NCBI's taxonomy places the organism in Eukaryota, Fungi, Ascomycota, Lecanoromycetes, Lecanorales, Parmeliaceae. The transcript has 2 exons. The coding region runs from base 1 to 1023 and encodes 340 amino acids. The record is from RefSeq and is a predicted model, not a curated record.